Carassius auratus (goldfish) is the source of this 3876-nucleotide messenger RNA. It is a transcript of the gene bmp10, whose product is annotated as bone morphogenetic protein 10. Gene Ontology annotation, biological process: BMP signaling pathway. The coding region runs from base 321 to 1802 and encodes 493 amino acids. The record is from RefSeq and is a predicted model, not a curated record. Gene Ontology annotation, cellular component: extracellular region. Gene Ontology annotation, molecular function: cytokine activity; growth factor activity. The transcript is spliced from 2 exons. NCBI's taxonomy places the organism in Eukaryota, Metazoa, Chordata, Actinopteri, Cypriniformes, Cyprinidae.
AGAGAGAGAGAGAGAGGAAAAAACAUUUGAAAAGAGAUGCCACAGAGGGACAUCACUUUCACGUAGUGAAACCACCCUCUAACGUUUCAGACAUCAAAAGGUGAGAAGAAGAACAAAUGCUCAGAGGUCAGGAAUAGAGACACUUUAAUGCAGUGACCAGUCUGCGGCUACACAUAAGAACCAAAACAGCAUAGAACGGCUUUACUUACCUACAUUCUGCACUGGAGAGACCACUGACCUUCCAUCCAGAAGAAAGGGCUGAGUUCUUCAAAUUAAAGGCAUUUGUCUCUGGAUCCCUAGAUCUAGAUUUCGCUUACAUCAUGGGUCUCAGCAGGAAUUACUUUUGGAUUACAUGUUCAUCCAGCACAUGUGUUUUAUUGGCCCUUUCCCUGCUCUUCUGGGGGCCCUUCUGUGCACAGAGUAGCCCUAUCGGCUCCCCAGAGAGGCUCCGCACCGCUCCAGGGCUGGAUGACGGACAUGGAGGGGUUCUGGAUCCUUCACUUCUGGAGCAGGACAGUGAUGUAGACAUGCAGAGCUUGCUGGAGACCCUGAAGGGACAAUUUCUGCGCACAUUUAACCUGACACGUCCUGGCCCCCCUGUGCAUCCAGGGGCCACUCGAAUAGAGCCCCCUGAGUACAUGCUGGAGCUAUACAACCGCUACGCCAAUGACCGAACAGCAAUGCCUUCUGCAAACAUUGUACGCAGCUUUAAAAAUGAAGACGCUUCCCCAUACAAUGUGGGACCUAGUGGGGUGAGACGACACCCACUUAUCUUCAAUGUGUCUAUCCCAAAUCACGAGAGAGUCACCGCAGCUGAGCUCCGACUGUACACUUUGGUCCAGACUGACCGCAACAAAUACACUGGUGUUGACAGAAAAGUGACCAUAUAUGAGGUCAAACAGAUUGAAACGAACAGCAGUCAGCAAAUAGGUGUGGACAAUGUUGAUGGAGGAAAUCAAACGAAGCAAGAGGAAGAAACAGAACUAGUGGAGUUGGCAUCUAGACAGGUUUACGGUACAGAUAGCGGGUGGGAAUCCUUUGACAUGACCGCUGCGGUGCACCUUUGGAGGAAAUCAGACUAUGGCACCACCCACAAACUGGAGGUCCACAUAGCCAGUUUGAACUCUCAGAGUUUGACAGCAACUGAAGGUAAGGAGGAUGGCACCGCCAGAGGAGGGAACAUGGACAUUGACACCAGCCCCGAGGACAAACACAAACCCUUAAUGAUCGUCUUCUCUGAUGACCAGAGCAUAGACCACCGUGGAGACCAACGAGAGCUCAAUGAGCUGAUCCAGCACGAGACCACUGGGCCUGGUGUUCAAGACAACCUUGACCUAGAACUGACUGGUAUCUGGGACAACCUGGGAGUUAUGGGACGAAAAGAUGGGAAUGAGGAAGAGGAGCAGAACGAGGAGGCUCUCCUACAGAUGCGUUCCAACCUCAUCUAUGACACGGCAUCUAGAAUCCGACGCAAUGCCAAAGGCAACCAGUGUAAAAAGACCUCUCUCUAUGUGGACUUCAAAGACAUCGGCUGGGACAGCUGGAUCCUAGCGCCCUCCGGUUAUGAAGCCUUCGAGUGUACGGGGACGUGCAUGUACCCUUUGACCAAACACGUUACACCUACUAAACAUGCCAUUGUGCAAACUUUGGUCAGUCUGAAAAGUCCACAAAGAGUAUCCAGGGCUUGUUGCGUUCCCACUGAACUGGAUCCCAUCUCCUUGCUCUACCUAGAUGAUGCAGGUGUGGUGACAUAUCAGUAUAAAUAUGAAGGUAUGGUGGUAGCGAAGUGUGGAUGCAGAUAGUAUUUAAUGGACAUGGAGAAGUGGGGUGAAUCUGGGCCACAAGCUUAGAGUUUGGAUUGGAAAGAGACUAAAAGGCAGUCAUUGUCUACGACUAACAUUCCAAGUUUCUUCCAAAUGGCAGUGGAUGAGCUCUUACUCCCAACCUUAACAGCGUUAGCAGGAGUCAUGUAAUCAGUUGUGGAAUCAGCCAAUUCUGGAGCCACGUGACGAGGGGCCACAAUGCAGCAUUUAGUGGGAACGGUGACCAUUUCAUCCCUGCUGAACAAGGAUUGGGUGGAACAUAAGACAAUAAUUGAACCACUGACACGCCUCAAGAUCAGCCGGGAUAUCUUAUCAGUAAAGACUGAAGUUUAAGUCAGAGAUUGUAUCAACUCCAACUCGUUACAUACUUGGCCAUAUCGUUUGCGUCAGCAGAGUCCUCGCUAAGUGGGUGUUUCGUAAAGAUGGCAGCGAACUCAAGCACCACAGGGUCAGUCCAGUGACAUUACAGAGACAAGAAGCCUGUGAAACGGCCUGUUCCCAGUUUCCACAAAGCUCAGUAUCGUAUCUGUCGUGACUCUGCCAAGUCAAUAUGCAGCUUCCUGCCUAACAGAAUGCAUUUGAUAUGAACUGUCCAAGUUGAAGUAAAGUGUUUAUCAGAAAAGUCUUGUAAACGAGGGGUAAGACAGACCAGAAUGGACCAGGCUGGACUUUCGAAUGUGCCUGAGAACAACUCUUUCUCUGGAUAUCCGCAGUCUUACGACAAUGGGUUUCAUUCAUUAACCAGUCAUAUACAAGUUUGUGUGUGAAAUCUGCAUACUGUUUUUUUAAGGACAAAUCAUUAUUCAGCUUUGCAUUUUGUGAUUAAAUUCUUGGUGAUUUAAUGAAAACAUUGGGAACAACUAAAACAACACACCAGCAUUGAUACAAUUUUAAUUUAAAAUUUAUUUUAAUAGGUUCCAUCAUAUAGAGUAAAAAGUAAGAAAAGUACAUUAAGUUUCAAGGUUUUUCUUAACAACAACAACAAAAAAACAUCUGUACUUAUGUACAGCUGACUAAUGAGAGGUUUGUAAUCUGGGUCUAUACAAAGGUGUCUAUUAUAUUUGAACUGGAUUUGAGUUUUUAAUGGACAGGUUGUGCAAAAGCUGUUGAUGGUUUGGCCAUGUUCUGUGUAAAUUAGUAUAAAAAUUAGAUGGAGUACAAGAAGAAUGUCAUGUGCAUAUGUACGUGUUAUGCAACGGCAUUCUCCUGUGUGUAUAAAAAACAAUCCAUGCAAUUAUUAAUGAAUAAAACCCAUUAUUUCAGUGCAAAACCUAAGCAAUAAACAGAUGAUCAUAAAAGAGAGCCAUCAGAAAAGGACAGUAUGAACUUCUGAAAUGUCUCAAAGCAAUUAAGCUGUUUUGAUAUAUAGCAUUUUCUUGGGCCGAUUAUCUUUUCUACAGUAACAUUUCUUCCUACUGAAACCUUGUCCGCAUUUGACCAUGGAAUUCAUUCACUAAUCAGCAUGUCACUGCAGAGUUGUGAGAAUGGGACAGUUGACAAAGGAUGCAUGCUGUAGAUCUUAGUCUGUAUUAGCGACAGACGGCAUCAACAAGGGGGAUACUGGGGGCUCAACCCCACCCGCUCCACAUGCCGUGCGAGCUGCGCUUCCACCCCGAAGCACAGCUUUGAUAAGAAGGUGUCAGGACUGAAAAACAUGUGUGUGUGGACCAAAGACAAUUCCAAGCUGAUUCCUGGGAAUGAGAAGCCAGUUGGCAGUUGUAUAUCAUAUCUACUUUUUGACCCCAGUUUACCCUAAAGCGAAGACACAUCAUUUACUCCCCAUUGCUCUUCUCCUGCAGUCUUCCAUCAUUCUUCUUCUCCUUUUGGACCCUUAUCGCCAUUAGGGCAGGAGGAUGAAUGGAAACUGUUUUGCAAGGUCAUGCCACCCACAGAUAUCCUUCACAAGACUUUUCAGCCUGAUAAUAUCUUCCAGGAUUAUUCCCAUGCCUGAUGAAUACUUUGCAUUACUGACUUUGAUAUUAACUUUACUCUUGUUGAAGUACAAAUUGUGUUCUGCUGCUUUGAAUAAUUAUAAAGCUUAUUUAUUGAUUAA